Sycon ciliatum is the source of this 6680-nucleotide messenger RNA. RefSeq names its product BAI1-associated protein 3-like. The transcript has 34 exons. Gene Ontology annotation, cellular component: secretory vesicle. The coding region runs from base 248 to 5551 and encodes 1767 amino acids. Lineage: Eukaryota; Metazoa; Porifera; Calcarea; Leucosolenida; Sycettidae. The record is from RefSeq and is a predicted model, not a curated record.
AUGGUCUUGAUAUGAAGAGCUGAUCCCUCAACCGACAGCUAGCUCUUCGACUUCCUUUCCACGUCGUUGCGUGCACUCGUGGCCACUAUCUGAGCAUUCUACAUUCUUGGAGACCUGGGUCUAGGCUGGGACGGUGAGACUGAGUUCUUGAUUUCAGAUAGGCCUUGCAGCGCGGAUUCGGUAAGCUCAGUAGUCUAGCUGAGCUAGUCCUGGCAGAGUUGUGAUGUGUUCACGGAGGUGAGCCACUAUGCCACACUUCCCUCAUCUACGCCACAUUCAGGACACGAACACCAGCCUGUCUCUGGAUGUGGCGACUGCGCGCUCUCCGGCUAACAGCGACAAUGGAAGCCCUGAGGAAACCGGACGCUCGGCGUUUGGUCGUAGUGACGUCUCGCCGCUACGUCGCUCGCACGGCAUGCGGCGGAAGGAGAGAAGGCACAAUAAUCGUGUAGUGCGUAAGCAGCGCACCGUCGGUGAUGACGAUGCCGGAAAAGCUACCGAAAUGGAACGUAGCGCCAGUGCCUCUCCUCUCCGUUUCGCGCGUGAUCGCUGGCUGCACGGAAAAGCAACACCGGAUAGUGCCUCACCAUCACCGGCACGGUCUGCAGGUGAUCGAGCGCCGCACCAAAGUGCAUUGAUCCACGCUAGCGCCGAGGCUAGCCGUCAUAUGCGCGAAGUAGCCGCUGAAGGAUCCACGAAGAUUCUACGGCGGAGAUCGUCCGCCAGCUACAUAAACAACGUAGCGGGAGUCUUGAACUGUGAUCCGACAAUCAUGAGGCGAGCUGUCGACGUCAGGAAACCUGGGCCCGCACUGGUGUCCCGGGACCAGUCCGGAACCGACCUGGCUGCUGCCGUACGUAAGCGACGUGCGGAGCGUAGCGGAGGUGACGAAGAUGACGAUGCUCCGCGCGCAUCGAACGCACUGAAAGCACUGAAAGCAGAGCCGCCGCGCCACGAGCCCACUGCUGCAAGAUACCUGCGGGCGCAGAGUGUCCCGAGUUAUGACCGCACUCCCACUGUGAGCGGUCCAGCAGGCACACAGACACCAGUUGACACUGAUAGUGAUAGUGAGGUGGAGAUGUGGCUAGAAACCUAUGAGCACAUUUCCAUGCCAGGCGAGGGGGAAAUACCCUUACCAGGCAGUACAGCAGCAGAGAACAGGAGCACAAGGCUAGAUGUUGGCACGGCGACCCAGCGUCGCAGGGAAUCGUCCGCUUACAGUGACUUCGACAUCGUGUCCGUUGCCGACGAAACGGAUCGCGUCCUACUGGACCUGAGCGGGGAGAGCGAGUACGCGACGGUUAGGGGCACAACGCAGGACAAAAACAUGCGCUGGGAACACACGGAGAGUAGUCGUGGCAUACAUGGCGGUAGCGGCGGCUGUGCGGCAGGAUGGAAGACGGCCAGCGGUGAGCGGCGUCAGAAAGGCUGGCAGCGUCGGUCCAUGCGGCUGGGCACGGAGGAGCAGCCGCCAAUCCGGCUGCGCGCUGACACCGAACCCUCAGAACGUCACCUCCAGGGAACGGCAUCAUCGUCUCACUAUACCACAGUAAGGAGAAGUAACCCGCGGAGUUCUCUUCCCAGCACAAACAGUACCAGCUCGCCUGCUUACACGAAAAAAACGGGCAGAUCAGCGACAUUAGGAACCGACAGCCGUAGCCUACGGGACAUGACUGGCUCCCUGGAUGACGAGUUUUCAUUAUCCGUGGAUCGACCAGAGUUCGGUUUCGAGGGUCUGCCGGCGAAAUCCGUCUCCACGGUUACCACGCUAUCGCCGCAAGGUGAUCUGCCGAGAGCAAGGUCGGCAGAUGGCAGCGGUCAACUGUCAGCAUCAGGACCCGUGCUACGCCAUCUACCAUCCUGUGUGUUUCAGGUGACGUGCGCAUACGGCCCGGACAUGAAGGCCAAGGUGCUGUCUGAGUGUCCAAAGGUGAAGGACACACAUCGAUUCGCCGUACGCACGUUACUGUCACGAGUAGGAUCAGUGCCGGAAGCGGGACCUUUGACCACGAUGAAUCUGCUGGAGACUCUGCAAGAUAUAUGUUUGAUAGGAGACGAGAGGCAUUCACAAGUCGUCAGCGAAGAGAGUACGAACAUGCCAGCUGGCCAGCAGUGUCUUUCCGUUCAUGUUGUGGAGGCACGAAGUCUUGCUGCCAAGGACCCGAAUGGCUUUAGCGACCCCUAUGUGAUCAUCGGCAUGGAGAGCAAGACACGGAAGACGCAUCGGCACUUGGACGACUUUUUUCACAUCGGUUUGAACACACGGCUAAACGCCAAAAUAUCUCCGAUGAGAAUGGCGGCACGUGCCCGCUCGCACUCCCCGCCGCGGUCUGACCAGCGGCAGAAGACGACGUCGUCCAUGCUGGGAGGUGGUGAUCCGGGUCACAACGAGGGCAUGUCACGGUACAAAACAACGGAGGUCGUCUACCGCUCGCUCAAUCCCAAAUGGGACGAGACCUUCUCUAUGCGUGUUGAUGACCCGAACAAAGCCGUCCUGGUGCUCUUCGUCGUUGAUCGAGACGAAGGCGGUGCAAGGCUACCUCAGCUUCGUGGACGCAAGGCUCUUGCUAACAUUGUUGAGUCUGUGCGCAGUCUGGUCAAGGCGGAGACCGAUGAUUUCAUGGGCAAAAUCGUCAUCCCAAUCGAUUCGAUACCAGUGCGCGGCCGCACCGACUGGUUUCUCCUGAAGGAUGGGGAGUUUCACCAUUUGACUAAGGGAGAGAUCCUUCUCUCUAUCAAGUAUGUCCCAGCCUCGCGUGCACUUGCGGAGGACGUGAGUGUCGAGGAGGCGGCCUCACUGGUGAAAACACUUCUCAAGCUCAUGUACACGCAUGAGUUUAUGGAUGUUCUGACUUACAAGCAGAGAAGUCCACAACAAGCGUUCGGUAUAGGCCUACAACCCGCUCACCAGUGCAUUAUUGAUCAGGUUCAAGCACAGCUGGACAUCACCGACGCCGACCUGACGGCAAUGAAGUUGCUAGCAUUCCACAGCCUAGCCAUGGACCAUGACAUCGUGCCGGCAACUCGCGAGACAGUGGUCGGGGCUAUUCUUUCCGUUGACCAGGUCGGGGAGAAGAUUCCCAGCGCGUCGGCUCUGUCUCCGUAUUUGGCCAAGGACUUGUCCCGGACGCUCGAUACCCUGGGCAAUGCCAUGCUGCAGUGGGGUAAUCGCCUCCACGAGCUCUUCCCACCCAGCGACAACGCCAGUAUGGACAUCAUCGAAACCCUGCGUGUAUUCAAGAGCGUCAUGGCCCUGCCGUUCUACAUACAGCACAAUCAGCUGUCACCGGACUACGCAAGAAAAAGGCUGGAGACCGUUUUGAAGGACGCGGUCGGAGAGUUCUACAACAGUUUCGGUAUGCCCGCUAGCUAUUCAGAAGAAAAACAUCCGCAAACGGCCGGCCACGGACUGCGGCUAGCGUUCAGCGAACGAAUACAGAGUGCACCCUACGGCACAGUGAAGCAGGUCGUGAAAGGGUCGCUCCGAGGAAGCAAACCGAUUGCUGGGAUCCGCGUCAAUCCAGAGCAAGUCAAGGAAGGACCUGUGGCGUUUCUCAAGGCACGCACAGACCUCAUACCGGAGUUGAUAGCGUACUUUGAGAGCACGCUACAGCAGUACGCUACCUACGAGAGCCUGUUUGAAAGGAAUGAUGUGAAGUACACACGGAUUGUGAUUGAAGCACUCGGGGCCAAGAUAGUUGAAGAGGUCACUACCCUUGUUGUCAUGGGAACAAAACACGUUGACUCCGGUGCCGGAGAAGAUAAGAAGGUGGUUUUGUCGGUGAUGAAGACACUCAUACGGCUCUUCACGAUAUCCAAGGACGUCAACAAGUUCACAAGACGGGUGAUUGAGAAAGAGGUGAUCUCGGUGGAAAAAGUCUUCCAACCGGUUUUGCCCUAUUUUGUCGUCACAUGGACCCAAGUCACAUCGGAUCACCUAAGCAAGGCAGCUGAACUGGAUCCCAUGAGUGAAGUCGUAGAUGGGCAGCUCUACUCGUACUCCGCUAUAGAUGUUUGUCUAAUUUACAACAGGGUUCUCGCCGACUGGGACAUCCUCUCUGAUUGGCCAGAUGAAGUGUCCAGGCUGAUGAUCAUGGUAUUGGUCGUAAAGCUGAUCUGCGAGGGCUGCCUGAGCUACUCUGUCUUGGCACACGAGCGUAUUCGCCUGAUGGAGGUGGGUCAGGCAUUGCAUCCCAACGACCUCAUUGAUCAGUCUGCAAUCAUCCGCAACAACAUCACGUAUGUCAUUGACCACAUGCUGCUGCGCCUGGUCAGAUGGUUCACAGAGAGCUCGCAGGCCAGCAGCAGCCGACUGGAGAGCGGCAGCUGUAGCAGUCUGGACCGCGGCUGGAAGAUGUUCAAACGCAUGCCGGGCAGCGAGCGACGAAGCUCUCGCCGCCUCUCUGCCGACCUUAGUGACGGCCUGGACGUCGAGGACGAGGAGUGUCUCAAUGCUGACGAGGUGUCCUCAUUUCGCAGCCGCUGCCUGGGCAUCGUGCGCAAGCUUGUGACCACCACCGAGCAGCAUAUGGACAACUGUAUUCAGCCGGCACAUCGUGCACUGCUCCGCAAGACAAUGCAGGGCAUUGAGAGGAUGUUGCGCAAGGGGCAGGUGGAGGACGCCUUCAACAGCCUUCUGGGAUUGAUCUCACGAGCGCAUGGUCAGACGAAGAUAGAGCUGUCGUUGAGGUUACGCAUGGUACAGGCAUACUGGAACAGCAUGCUGGAUGUACUGGCCAGGAUUAUCAAUGACACUGAGAAACACGAAGAGUUCUAUACGCAGUGCUCCGUGCAACUCAAUGGCAGCUUUACUGCCCUGAGCGAACUAGCUCCAGAUUCUGCCACGGCCAAUUUUGCCACAGACCAAUUCAAGAGUCUACACACAGCCCUGAAGAUGUACAGUGAAGGUCCAGAGCAGCUACAGUAUCAGUUCUUCAUGAUGCUCAGAGAUGCACCACCAGAUGACAAGUGGGGCAGCGUCACCAUCCAGAUUGGUCACGUUCCAAACCAGGUCAACUUUGCCAUGACCAACCUGCGCAUCAACCUAAUGCACUAUCAGGGCCUGUAUGCAACGGAGGAAGACAUUGAUACGUACGCCGUAUACUUCCAGUGUCAUGUCUUGCCAUCUGAACCUCGUUCGGAAUUCUGUGUCAGGUCCAAGACGAACAAUGGCACAACAGAUCUUCUCGAGGCUGUUGUGAAUCUAUCUAUUCCUCAGCGAUGGGUGACAAGUGAAAGUCACGUGGUGCGACUCAGCGCUUUUCACAAGAAAAUGGUCAAGGACGAGCUGCUAGGCGAGGUGAUUAUACCGCUGAACGAGGUGCCAGAGCUCGCAAUAUCCCUAUAUCGCAGUCUACCACUGAAGACCUACAACUUACAGUUGUUCAAAAUCGAGGACAAGCACUCUAUCGUACGCUGUCUGGAACGUCGUAGUCGCCAAGACACUGGUUUGAAGAAGUUCUUGCUUUACGAGCGGACAUGGCUGAAGGCGGCCGACUCCACCAAGCAUCAUCGCAACCAGUCACUACCCCUGGCAGCCCGUCAUCGGUAACCCCAGGUGUGUAUGUGUGUGUGUGUGUGUGUGUGUGUGUGUGUGUGUGUGUGUCUGUAUGUGUGUGCCAGUCUGUGCGUGAGUGUGGGUGUGUAUGUAUGUGUGUGUGUGUGUGUGUGUGUGUGUAUGUGUGUGUGUGUGUGUGUGUAUGUGUUUGUGUGUUUGUAUGUGUGUGUGUGUGUGUUUGUGUGUUUGUAUGUAUAUGUGUGUGUGUGUAUGUGUGUGUGUGUGUGUGUGUGUGUGUUUGUGUGUUUGUAUGUGUGUGUGUGUGUGUGUGUGUGUGUGUAUGUGUAUGUGUGUGUGUGUGUAUGUGUAUGUGUAUGUGUGUGUGUGUGUGUGUGUGUGUGUGUGUGUGUGUGUGUGUGUUUACUGAUGUUACAAUAGGCUUUAUCUGCAUUUCUUGACAUUCGCUGUGUGAGCUCAAAGCUGUACAGAUAUUAUGCAAACCUUGUUAAAUCGGAGGCAAGAAGACAUCUGAUUCUACUUUGAUAAUUGUAUACAUUUCAAUGCCUACGCAACAUAACUAGGGUGAAUGAGCUAUCAGAUCUUCUCAUCUGCUUGAGUUUGAUGGUCUGGGCAGGGCUGAUAUGUUUUAUAGAUAUGUUCCAUUGGUGCCGUUCUUGUUAAGCUUGCUGGUAAUAGGGAUUCACUUCCACUGCUUUUACUGUUCAAUGCGUUGUAUUGCUGUCUUUCAAUACCCUGUGCGCUCUCAUAGUCACUAGCAUAUUGACACACACACAUGAGUCAUGCUGAAUUCCUGCACUUCCUUUGGAAAUUGGUGGAAGCAUGCUUUUUAACCACUGCAUCUACACUGAAUUUGGCAAGUGAGUUACGCAGCAUCCAAACUCAUCGCUGCUCUUCAUGAAUCCCUUCUUCCAACCAGGCAAAUUCUUUGAUGUCGAUAAAACGAUUGUUAACUUAAAAGGCCUCUAUUUUUUGCUGUUGUUCAAAACGGAUGCGGAUGCGGGUAGUGCAAUCCUUUCUGUACUGGUGCUGGUGGUUUCCUCGCAAUACUAUACAUCACAACUCACUCCCGACUACAGGGCUGCCAAAAUUGAAAACGUUCUAUCAAACUUCUCGUGCCAGGUCUGUCUUACGAGACGGUUUUGUUAAUUGAUGCAUAAUCGUG